UAACGGAACAGUUCGGUUCGUCCCCAUUCUGUGGGAAAAUCACAGCCACGUCGUCUAGCGACGGCUGCAGGAAUAGGGCUCCGAGAGAUCCUCUCCCAAUAAUUACUGGCAUCCCCAAUCCAAGCUUCAUAUUAUUGAAUUGAAUUGAAUUGAAUUGGAAGCUGUGAAUUGAAUGAUUUUGGUUAGCGUAGCAUUGAUCUUCUGUUUUUUCUUUCAUUUGUGAUUGCAUGCUUCCAUUCUCUUACUCAGCCCUAGCAGGAGUUGUUGUUGUUGGUGAAAUAUGAAGGUGAAUGACAUAGCUAGGGUGGUAAAUGGGUUGUCUUUGGUGGCCAAAGAGGCUGCCCGCCGGCAACCGCUCAGUGACGGUACGGAUUUGCAAUCCCUAAUCAAGACCGCCCUUCUAUCCGCCACCGAUCUAACCGGCCUCACCAAAGGCAGGUUUCGGCGUUUCGAAGAUGUUGAUCCUAAUUCCAAACCUAAUUCUAAUGCUGUUAAACAAAGCGUCGUGCACUUCGUGGAUUCUUCCCCUCAACCAGAUCAAAGCCGGUGUUCUCCUGAUUCUAAUGAUGUCAUUGCCCAGGAUUCGGAGGUUUCUGUGUCUCCGCCUCUAGAAGUGGCUGCCACAUCCACCGACGCUGAUCCUUGUUUGUCGUCUCAGAAGGAUGAAGCCUCUACUCAACGGAAUAUCGCCGCUGGUGGAGCUGCGUCUCAAGAAGGAGUGAUCAAGAGGCAACAAAGGAAACCUAGGGAGAGGAGGGUGCCUUCUACUCCUUUUUCUAGGGCGCUUGGGUUUGCAGGCCUUGGGGCUGGACUUGCAUGGGGAACCCUUCAAGAGUCAGCAAAGAGAAUUGUCUUUGGUUCCCCAAACGCACAGGACAAUCAAAAUGUUCUUUCUCCUUACCUAUCCGAGAAAAAUGCAGAGCGUUUGGCCCUUGCAUUGUGCCGAAUGCGUGGAGCAGCUCUUAAACUGGGGCAGAUGUUGAGCAUUCAAGAUGAAUCUUUUAUACCUGCUCCGAUCUUGGCUGCUUUGGAAAUUGUUCGUCAGGGUGCAGAUGUGAUGCCAAGGAGCCAACUAAAUCAAGUUCUGGACACUGAAUUAGGCACUGAUUGGUCAUCUAAGCUGAAAAGUUUUGAUUAUGAACCAAUGGCAGCUGCAAGUAUCGGACAGGUACACAAGGCUGUCACAAAGGACGGUAUGCUGGUUGCAAUGAAAAUACAAUACCCUGGUGUUGCUGACAGCAUUGAAAGCGAUAUUGAAAAUGUAAAACGUCUUUUAACGUAUACUAAUCUUAUCCCAGAAAAGAUGUACCUUGACAAUGCUAUGAAGGUUGCAAAGGAGGAACUCUCUCGUGAAUGUGACUAUGAGCUGGAAGCAAAAAAUCAGAAAACAUUUUGUGAUCUUCUACGUGGAGAAAUUGGCUACUAUGUUCCAGCUGUGAUAGAUGAGUUGUCAGGCAAAAGAGUAUUAACUUCAGAACUUGUCCCAGGAAUUCCAAUUGAUAAGGUAGCAUUGCUUGACCAAGAAACUCGCAACCAUGUUGGAAAAAAAUUGCUUGAACUCACAUUGAAAGAGCUGUUUAUCUUUCGUUUCAUGCAGACAGAUCCCAACUGGAGCAAUUUUCUUUAUGAUGAGCCAUCAAAAUCAAUCAAUCUCAUAGACUUUGGAGCAGCUCGGGACUACCCUAAGCAUUUUGUUGAUGAUUAUUUAAGAAUGGUUCUUGCUUGUGCAAACAGCGAUCGUGAAGCUGUGAUUGAGAUGUCGAAGAGGCUUGGGUUUCUGACAGGGGAAGAGUCGGAUGUAAUGAUAGAUACACACGUGCAGGCCGGUUUUGUUGUAGGAUUGCCAUUUUCAAAGAUGGGAGGCUAUGAUUUUCGAUCUAACAAUAUAAUACAAAGCAUUUCAAAUCUCGGGGCUACUAUGCUGAGGCACAGGCUAACACCUCCCCCAGAGGAAGCAUAUAGUCUCCACCGAAAGCUAUCGGGCGCUUUCCUUGCUUGCAUCAAGCUUGGUGCAGUUGUACCUUGUCGGGAACUUUUGCUUCAAGUACAUGAGAACUAUCGCUUUGGUGAAGAUGAUGAUGGCAGUAGCGAAGUUUUGUCAAGUGGUUCAGCUUCGUGUUGAGAAAUGAGAAUUCUCUUGUUUCAUUCUUCUCAACAAAUAAUUUUGAUUCUCACAUCUGUAUUCUUUUUAAGUGGAAUGUAGUACAUGGAGUUUGGUUAAUGGAGUUCGAAACAAAGAAUGUGAAUGAAAGUCAUAUAUUGUUGUUUGGUGUAACAAUUUCACCG
Messenger RNA from Ipomoea nil (Japanese morning glory), 2286 nucleotides. Its product is annotated as protein ABC transporter 1, mitochondrial. The record is from RefSeq and is a predicted model, not a curated record. The transcript is spliced from 8 exons. Bases 281 to 2122 code for a protein of 613 amino acids. NCBI's taxonomy places the organism in Eukaryota, Viridiplantae, Streptophyta, Magnoliopsida, Solanales, Convolvulaceae. Gene Ontology annotation, biological process: ubiquinone biosynthetic process. Gene Ontology annotation, molecular function: kinase activity.